AUGGGGCCCCUUUGGUCUACCCCCAAGCGCUCCUCACGUGUCGACAAUGGAGAGUCUAGCCCCACCGACACCGUCAUCCUUGGAGCUGGCGUAAUCGGGCUGGCGACGGCCUACCAGCUUUCAUUGGCCUUUGCGGAAGCCCAGCAACUCCUGCACAAUCACGUGCCGCCGCGGAUUGUCGUCAUCGAGCCCUCGAAGCAUAUCAGUCCCGGGGCGUCAGGCCAGGCAACCGGCGGCCUCGGCGACUUUGGCUUCGGUCCGGAGACAGCUCCCUUGGGUGCGCUGUCAUAUCGCCUGUUUCAAGAGAUCGCUGCUCGCCACGACGGAAAGGACGAGUUUGCCUUCAGUGACCAAGUCGUCUAUCGUGUCACUCCCGAAAAUUUCUCCGGUACCCCAAAACCUCCAGACGACUGGGGCCCAGCGCCCCCGAUAGAGCAGCCUCUUACUGCUCUCCCAAGUUGGAUCAAGCCGGCGGACGGCUGGACUGUUCAGCGACUUGCCGGACCUCCUAAUGGAGCUCAUCUGGACCCGGCCUCGUUCUGCAAAUUCUUGUUCGAGCAGUGCAAGAGUCUCGGCGUACGCUUCUAUUUCAACGCGACCGCAACAGCUGUGCAACCUCCCGACGGAGCGCCACGCUUCUCGACUCUCAGCGUACAAGGUCCAGUGGGCACCCGUUGGAAUAUACGUUGCAGGAGCAUCGUCAUUGCUGCCGGGCCCUGGUCAGUCAGAGUCUUCUCCAGGCUCUUUCCAGGUGCAAAGAUAAAGUUGCCAAUGAACGCUACGGGCUCAGCGGGCAACCAUUUUCGAAUUCGGACUCCGGGCUGGCAUCCAGACGAUGAUAAAAAGGGCAGUGAGCAAGUUUUUCUUAACAAUAUUAUCCAAACCGGCAAGGGGCUCGACAUCACUAGCUUUCCUGGUGGUACUCUAUACAUCGGCGGAUACGGCGCUGUUCCAAAAGAACUCCCUGAUUCUGCCGACGCCGUUGAGGCGCAACCUCGCGAGAUAAACGCGAUGGUGAACUUGGUGAAGCAGUACACCAAGGUCCCUUCAGAUCAAGAGCUGGAAAUUCUGGAGCCUGGGCGCUGUUAUCGACCUUUGGCUAUUCCAAAUCACCCAAUCAUUACGAAGGUUGAUUGGAGUCUUCUGGGCAUUCAUAGCUCAACUAUGAUAACUACUCAACUCAAACACCCGGGUAGCCCCUCAGAGCGCCCCGCGCUUUCAUGCCCGUCCACCAUCGGUGGCAUUUUCGUAAACACGGGACAUCAUAGUGACGGCAUGACACUCUCGCUGGGAAGUGGUAGAGUCAUGAGUGAAUUACUUUUCGGUCUUCCUCCUUCGGUGAAUAUCUCUGGGCUAGGUAUUGAGAUGAUAUCAUCGCCAUUCAAGUCUUUACUAUAG
Trematosphaeria pertusa is the source of this 1398-nucleotide messenger RNA. Its product is annotated as FAD dependent oxidoreductase. NCBI's taxonomy places the organism in Eukaryota, Fungi, Ascomycota, Dothideomycetes, Pleosporales, Trematosphaeriaceae. The transcript is spliced from 2 exons. Gene Ontology annotation, cellular component: late endosome; cytoplasm. Gene Ontology annotation, biological process: retrograde transport, endosome to Golgi. The record is from RefSeq and is a predicted model, not a curated record. The coding region runs from base 1 to 1398 and encodes 465 amino acids. Gene Ontology annotation, molecular function: oxidoreductase activity.